GCUGGAUAGAAGUUGGCCACUUGCAUUCCCUGUGUGCGCUCUGUCACAUUCACUUGCACUGACACCACAGCAAAAGGAGAAAAAGGACUAUACAGAACACUCAGCAUCAUUACAUGGGUGACCAGCCGGAAUACUAACAUUAAAAAAAAAUACAUCAUUUUGGUUGAUCCAGAAAAGAAGCAUCAGGAUGGGAGGAAACACCUUGAGAUUCACUGUGCUAGUGGUGUUGACUGGAAUUGCAGUCAGCAGCAGUUUUGGGGCGUACUACCAAAAUCAGACUGAUGCUAAUGCAGAUUUCACAAUGCUAAAUCGGAGUCAAACUUCACCUGUGAGAAAAGGAAAUAGGUCGACUGAUUUGUGCCCAGAAAGGACUAAAAUCAAUCAUGUCUUUAAAUAUAUAAACACAAUCCUAUCAUGUGCUAUUUUCAUCAUUGGAAUGGUUGGCAAUGCAACCCUGCUCAGGAUCAUUUAUCAGAACAAGUGUAUGAGGAAUGGCCCAAAUGCCCUGAUAUCAAGCCUUGCUCUAGGAGACCUCAUCUACAUUGUUAUUGACAUCCCUAUCAUUGUAUUUAAGCUGCUUGCCCAGCGUUGGCCCUUUGAUCAGUCUCCUGUUGGGUUUUUCCUCUGUAAGCUGGUUCCCUUUAUUCAGAAGGCUUCAGUUGGAAUCACAGUGCUCAAUCUGUGUGCCCUGAGUGUGGACAGAUACCGAGCAGUUGCAUCCUGGAGCCGAGUUCAAGGCAGCGGAAUUCCUCUUAUCACAGCCAUUGAAAUCAUCUCUAUUUGGGUUCUGUCCUUCGUCCUGGCAAUUCCUGAAGCCAUAGGCUUUGUCAUGGUGCCCUUUGAGUAUCGUGGUGAACAAUUCAGUACAUGCAUGUUCCACGCAACAAGCCCAUUUAUGAUGUUCUACAAAAAUGCAAAAGACUGGUGGCUGUUUGGCUUUUACUUUUGUGUGCCUUUGGCUUGCACUGGAGUCUUUUAUACAAUGAUGAGCUGUGAAAUGCUACACCAGCGGAAAGGAAGCCUAAGGAUUGCUAUUAGUGAGCACCUGAAACAGCGCCGUGAAGUUGCAAAGACUGUAUUCUGCCUGGUAGUAAUAUUUGCCCUUUGCUGGUUCCCGUUACAUCUCAGCCGAAUUAUUAAGAAAACUGUUUACAACGAGUUGGAUCCUAGUCGAUGUGAACUACUCAGCUUUUUGUUGGUGAUGGAUUUCAUCAGUAUUAACCUAGCAGCGCUGAACUCCUGUAUCAAUCCCAUAGCUCUCUAUUUUGUGAGCAAGAAAUUUAAAAACUGUUUCCAGUCAUGCCUUUGCUGUUGUUGCCAGUCUAAGACACAUAUUAAUGUAGCUCCCAUGAAUGUGACCAGUAUUCAGUGGAAAAACCAUGAGCAAAAUUACUAUGGUGCGGACAGAAGUAUUCACAAGGACAGCAUCAAUUAGCCCCUCCCUUGAAUAACAAAGAACCUCCAAUGAAAAAUCACAGGUGGCUGUUUCCUACAGCAAAUCCACAAAGAGUGUCAGAUAAUUCAAAAUCCUGCUGGCGGUGUUUGUGUUUUCAUUCCAUUUCAGACAGUUCUUUGUAUUUGAGCUCUGCGCAUCUGUUCUCUUAUUGACUGUAAUACAGUCUUCACCUUUCACACCCAGCAUAUGCGCACAGACGGACUGUAACCAUGGAUCUUUCUGCCCUUGGUGCCCUUGGGAAAGAGACAUUUUUACUGGCCUGCAAACAUUUUAAUUACACGAUAAACAUGAAGGAAUUAAUUUGCCAGUUCUCUCUCAUUACUGAGACAAGUGUCCCGACAUAUUGGAAUGCUUUACAGUCCAUGCUAGCAACAAUGUUGAAAGAGUUUAUGCAGACUGCAGUAUUUCUAAUGAGUUAUUAUAUAUAAAACUAUAACUACAUUGUAUAGAGCCAUUUAUAUUUAAUACCAUAUCACUCCAAAAAUAUAUUUUUUAUUUGAGCAUAGUGGAAUGUGAGUUGAAGUAUUCAAGCAUGUGUUGUGCUGACAUGUUGUCCAAACUGUAAAAUGUUGGGUAUAAAGUAAAAAGUUGGACUAACAUUUUGCCAAAAAAAAUUUAAAAUGUUGGGUAAAAAAUGUGUGUUUUAUAGCACUUCAUUAUUUGAAGCCUUUCUUAUGUAGAUAGUGGGUUUUUAAAGCGCAUGCCAGGAAAUACCACAAUGAGCUAUUAACUGAGCAAAGAAACUCUUUUAAUGAUACCUACUGCACAAGUCCCAAAUUGUUCAGGUAAACAAAAAGUUAUAUCAGCUUUCAAUUCAUUUACUUUUUUUUUUUGGUUGUUAUUAAAUCUGGUUUGCAUUUACGGCCAUAUGAACCAAUUAUUUUCUAUUCCUUAUGUAUGGAAAAAUGUAUGUAGCUGUUUAAUCAGGCUUUUGGAGUCACAUAAAACAGUGCUCAGCAUCGCUUACUCCACAGAGGAAACAAAUGUUUUAUUCAUUUUUCAAACUCUAUUUGUGUAGAAUAGCAAUGCUCAGCAGUGAAUGAUGUAUGUUUACAAAGUUAGUGCUUUUAACCAUGCAAAACGCUCAUUAGAGAAUCAGUGUGAUUGUUCCAUACGCACACCACUUUAAAGAAGUCAAAACGUCAAUAGUGUAAUAUAAUCUUAAGUGCAUUUCUUUUUCUAUUUGAAACAAAGAAAUACUUUAUGGCUAGAAAAUUCCACCACAGGCAGCACAGUGAUAUCUUGAAAGCGGAGGCAAUUUUUCAAUAGAAAAUUUUACUCUACAAAUAGAUUGGGUUUGCUUAUUGUUAUGUACAAAAGCAAUUAAGAGAUUAUUUAAUGCUGUAUAAAGAAUAUAAAAAUAUAAUUUUGUAAUUUACUCUCUCUCUCUCUCUCUCUCUCUCUCUCUCUCUCUCUCUCUCUCUCUCUAAGCAUUUUAAACACAUGCAAAAUUCUGUAAAUACUAUUUUCUAUGUAAUCUUUUAUUCUCUACAAUAAUUGUCAUGGGCAUGCUUAUGUAGAAGCCCCAAAUAACUAUUUAUUAUAUUAUUUCUGAGCCAGAAGUAUAGAAAGUAUAGAGCAAUCUGAAGCUCAUGGAUCAUAUAAUACCACCCAUAUACCAGUAGCUAACACACAAGGGCAGAGCUCCAGGGAGUGGAGUUGCUGUGACGGUAACCAGGCCUCAAGGUCCGAGAGAGUAAAAUUGAUAUAGAAACAAAAAAGUAUAGUUUAAAGGGUUGGUGCACAAUCCCAAAUUCAGGUAUUGGGGGUACAGAUACAAAGAAUAAGCUAGUGGUGAUUAAGGAGAAUGUGUUUUGUUGGUGACAAGGAGGGUGGACCAGAUACUUCAUUGGAAGCCGAUGGUCCAGUUGGUAUGCUUCUCUUUAUUCACCGUCAAUUCACUUCUUCUUCAAGUAGAAAGAUUUAUAUAAGUGAUGUAAUUUCAACGUGAAAUUAUGAUGUUGUCUCUUCCGGGCACAACAACCCCUGACUCACACUUAUGUAUUUUAGAACUUUUUGACAUGACUGUUGGCUCAUUGAAGGUCUUCAAGUUGUAAUUUAUUCAACAGGCAAACGUUAUGUCAUAGGCAAUUGUUCAGUGAAUGUUAGCUACAGUAAAUGCAUUAAAAGUUAUAUAUGUAUAGCGAGAGAGUCCAUUUUUUUACAUGAACAGUUUUUAUAUAUGGCUGUGUAUGUUGUCAUGCACUUGUUCAUUUAGAGCAUAUUUGUCUCUAAUAAAGACUCAUGAAUAUGCACUACA
This is a messenger RNA of Xenopus laevis (African clawed frog), 3716 nucleotides long. RefSeq names its product endothelin receptor type A L homeolog (gene ednra.L). Gene Ontology annotation, molecular function: endothelin receptor activity; G protein-coupled receptor activity. Gene Ontology annotation, biological process: enteric nervous system development; G protein-coupled receptor signaling pathway; vasoconstriction. Gene Ontology annotation, cellular component: membrane; plasma membrane. Lineage: Eukaryota; Metazoa; Chordata; Amphibia; Anura; Pipidae. The record is from RefSeq and is marked provisional.